Messenger RNA from Oncorhynchus tshawytscha (Chinook salmon), 18416 nucleotides. Its product is annotated as hemicentin 1. The transcript has 107 exons. NCBI's taxonomy places the organism in Eukaryota, Metazoa, Chordata, Actinopteri, Salmoniformes, Salmonidae. Gene Ontology annotation, molecular function: calcium ion binding; axon guidance receptor activity. Gene Ontology annotation, biological process: homophilic cell-cell adhesion; synapse organization. Gene Ontology annotation, cellular component: axon; neuronal cell body; plasma membrane. The record is from RefSeq and is a predicted model, not a curated record.
GCUUUGAGAAGGGGACUUGCAGAGUUUGGACAAGAGCUCCCGACACGGCAGCUGAGCUGAGCUCCUUCAUAACUUCAGAACAAGAGUGUGAGCUCCUUCAAACUUCAGAACAAGAGUGUGAGAAGCUCAGAAGGUCCAAAAGGACGGUGGAGGUCACAUUGAAGGGAGCGAGAGCAUCUUUGACAGCAUCUAAACUUUUCCACCGUUUUUCUCCUUUAAAAAAAGGAAGACAAUAUUGGCUUUUUCAUCACUAUCUUGUUACUGUUUUUAGCGAGCCAAUGUCUCUCCCUUUACCUCAAGAUUCAUCCUGAGGUUCUGAGCGGAGACACAAACUAUUACAACUUUGUUGGCGACACGUCAUAGACCGUUCGGUCUGAAAAUGGGCAUCAAGCGUGUGCCAUUGUUGCUUGUGCAGGUACUUCUCCUGGUGGCUGUGUCCUCCGGGCAGAACACGGGGACCGAGGGGACAAAAGAGGAGAUCCCAGAAGGAGCGUCCACCCUGGCGUUCGUCUUUGAUGUCACCGGCUCCAUGUACGAUGAUCUCGUGCAGGUUAUUGAAGGGGCAUCCAAGAUUUUGGAGAUGUCGCAGAGUAGAACAAAGAGACCCCUCUACAACUAUGCAUUGGUUCCCUUCCACGACCCGGAAAUAGGACCGGUAACCAUCACAACGGAUCCAAAGAAGUUUCAGUUUGAACUGAGGGAGCUGUACGUCCAGGGAGGUGGAGACUGCCCAGAAAUGAGCAUUGGCGCCAUCAAGAUCGCCCUGGAGAUCUCCCUGCCAGGGUCCUUCAUUUACGUGUUCACAGAUGCUCGAUCCAAAGACUACAAGCUGACCCAGGAGGUCCUGCAGCUCAUCCAGCAGAAACAGUCUCAGGUGGUGUUUGUGCUGACAGGGGACUGUGAUGACCGGGCUCACAUUGGGUACAAGGUCUACGAAGAGAUCGCCUCCACCAGCUCUGGACAGGUGUUCCACCUGGACAAGAAACAAGUCAACGAGGUGUUGAAAUGGGUGGAAGAGGCAGUGCAGUCGUCCAAGGUCCACCUGCUGUCCACUGACCACUACAACGGGGUCAGCAACACCUGGCCGAUCCCCUUUGACCCCAGCCUGAAGGAGGUCACUGUGGCACUCAGCGGCCCUGCACCUGACAUCGAGAUACGCAACCCCCAGGGGAAGCUCGUCGGGAAGAGCGAUGGUCUGACGGAACUCCUGCACAUUCCUAACUCUGCCAGAGUCGUCAACAUCAAGGAUCCGGAGCCUGGAAUGUGGUCCAUUAAGACGUCUAGCGAGGGCAGACACUCAGUCCGGAUCUCAGGAGUCAGCACCAUCGACUUCCGGGCCGGAUUUUCCAGGAAGCCCACUCUGGACUUCAAGAUGACCUCCAGCCGGCCAGUUCAAGGUAUCGCCACUUACAUCCUGCUGAACACCACAGGGCUGUCCCAUCCGGCGCGAGCUGAUAGGCUGGAGCUUGUAUCAAUCACAGGCGGUGUGAUUAAGACUCUCCCAGUGCGGUACUAUCCCAACACUGGGACGGGAAGUCCCCUGACAGGAACCAUCUGGAACAUCACAGAGUUUGUCCCGCCGAAAGAGGCCUUCUUCCUGCGGGUCACAGGUUAUGACAAGGACGGCUUCCUGUUCCAGAGGGUCUCCAGUGUGUCCUUCUCCAGUAUUGUUCCUGAUGCACCUAAGGUUGUGAUGCCCCCCACCACCCCGGGGUACUACCUGCAGAGAGGGACCAUCUCCUGCCAGGUAGACAGCCUCCUCCCCUUCACCCUGCGCUUCACCAGGGAGGGGAAAAGCCUGGGUGUCGAUCAGCUCUUCAGGGAGUCAGCCAAUGCAUUGUGGGACCUGGCCCAGGUGACUCUGACGGAUGAGGGCUUCUACGAGUGCAUCGCCAUCAGCAACGCUGGGACAGGACAUGCCCGAACCUUCCUGGAUGUCUCAGAGCCCCCUCCAGCAAUCACAGUGGGCGGUAAUGUGACAGCGACUCCAGGUUCCAGUGCUGUUCUGACCUGCCAUGUGGCCAGUACGGUCCAGUUCAACCUGACCUGGCACAGAGGGGGUGUUGACGCCCGGCUAGACCCCCGCCGGCGCCCCCUGGCCAACCUCUCACUGGACAUAAACUCCAUUGGCCCCGACGACGCCGGCUGGUACGAGUGUGUCGCCACCAACGAGGGAGGAGUUUCAAUCGAACGCAUCUACCUCAUCGUGCAAGAGCCCCCCCAGGUGUCAGUGGACCCCCGGCACCAGACCUUUACCACGGGACAAGAAGUGAGGAUCAGGUGCUCGGCCAGAGGUUACCCCGCCCCCCACCUGGUCUGGACACACAACGACAUGUUCCUCAUGGGUUCCAGCAGACACAGAAUGACCCCUGAUGGGAGUCUGAUCAUCAGGAACAUGGAACAGAAGGAUGCUGGGGUGUACGGCUGUCUGGCCAGCAACCUGGCUGGGACAGACACUCAAACAUCCGUCCUCACCUAUAUCGAGUCCCCUGUGGUGAUCGUGGUGCUGAGUGAGAUUCUGAUUGGUCUAGGAGAAACCACCAUCUUGGCAUGCUCCGCCUCAGGGAUCCCCCAGCCGGAGAUCAGGUGGUUCAAAGGCGACCUGCUGCUGCGGCCAUCAUCCUACAUGGAUAUUGACCCCCUGGGAGGGACUCUGACGAUCAAGGAGACACAGGACGUUGACGCGGGGGACUACACCUGUGUGGCUGCGAACCCUUCAGGAACCUCCUCACCUGGGAAGAUCACCCUGGAUGUAGGAUCUGCACCCCAGUUCACCAGAGAACCGUCUGACGUGGCGGCGGACAUUGGCUCUAACGUGACCCUGCCGUGCCACGUGCAGGGGUACCCCGAACCCCAGAUCACCUGGAGGAGGGAGGACAACGCACCCAUCUUCACCAGACGCCCCACACACAGCACCAUCACACAGAAGACAGGAGGGGACCUGCAAAUCAGCAAUCUGUGGGUGGAGGAUGAGACGGUGUAUGUGUGUGAGGCCCAGAACCAGUUUGGGAGGAUCCAGACACACGCCAGAAUCACUGUCACCGGACUGGUGUCCCCGGUGAUUGGCCACAGUCCGGGGGUGCUGAAUGUGAUCAAGGAGCAGCAGGUGACUCUGCCCUGUGUGCUGCUGGCGGGAAACCCCCUACCUGAGAGACGCUGGCUACACAACCACGGCCUGGUGAGCUCCAGCCCGUAUGUGACGGUGCGUAGAGACGGCAGCCUGCAUAUAGAACAUGUUCGUCUGGAGGAAGGAGGGGAAUACACCUGCCUUGCAGAGAACGUGCUGGGCUCCAGCAACCGCACCACCACCCUCAACAUCUAUGUGAUGCCUACCAUCCAACAUGGCCCUCAGGUCUUCAAAACAGACAGAGAGACAGAUUUGAGAGAGAGAGAGACCCUACCCUGUCGUGCCGACGGAGUGCCCACGCCCGACAUCACCUGGUCCAAGCGAGGGGAGCUGUUGAACGUCGGUGGUCUGUCUUUCUCUCUGGGGUCUGACGGCAGCCUCCACAUCACCUCCCCCACCGGGGAAGAGUCUGGGGAGUUUGUCUGCACUGCAACCAACGCAGCCGGCUACAGGUCCAAGAAGGUCCAGCUCACUGUCUACGUGCGUCCCAGGCAGAGCGGGGUCUCUGGAGGGGUGGGGAGCAACGGUGGGGCCCUGGAGGUGUCUGUCAUUGAGGGAGAGGACGUGACCCUGCCCUGUGAGGUCCAAAGUAUCCCCCCUCCAAUCAUCACCUGGGCCAAGGAGAAACAGCUCAUCUCCCCCUUCUCACCCAGACACACGCAGCUGCCCUCUGGUUCCAUGAAGAUCCUGGAGAGCCGAGUAUCAGAUAGUGGUCUGUACGUGUGUGUGGCCUCUAACAUCGCAGGCAACUUCACCCAGAACAUUCUCCUCAGUGUCCUCGUGCCCCCCAGUAUCCAAGCUGGCCCGAGGGUGUUGAAGGUGCAGGUGGAGCAUCCUGUGGAUCUUCCCUGCGUGGCACGGGGGGUUCCACAGCCCUUCCUGGCCUGGCUGAAGGAUGGCGCCGCCCUGGUGGUGGACGGGACACAUUAUAGGACCUCCCUCGAUGGCUCUCUGACCUUAGGCCAGGUGGGGCUGAGUGAUCAAGGGACUUACACCUGCCUGGCCACCAGCAUCGCUGGAAGAGACCAGGCCAAUGUACAGCUGCAGGUGCAAGUUCCCCCUGUGGUUGAUGUCCUGGAGCCCCCCUUCAACAGCCCCCACCAGGAGAGAGUAGCAAACCAGCGCAUCGCCUUCCCCUGCCCAGCCAAAGGCACUCCUACCCCUGUGAUCAAGUGGUUGCGUAACGGUCAGGAGCUGACAGGGAACGAACCCGGUCUGACGAUCAUGGAGGACGGAACCCUUCUCAUACUGGCAUCGGUGUCUCAGCUGGACAACGGAGAGUAUGUCUGCACUGCCGCCAACGAGGCUGGCACCACCCAGAAGAAGUACCAGCUCAAAGUCAACGUGCCCCCAGAUCUCCGUGACAACGGGUCGCCGGGCAACGUGUCGGUGGUUCUGAACCAGCCCACCAACCUGGUGUGUGAUGUCACAGGAAGUCCUGUUCCCGUCAUCACCUGGUACAAGGAUGGCGUUCCUGUGGUUCCCAGUAGCAGUGUUCAGAUCUUGCAGCGUGGGAAGACCCUGAGGCUAUUGAAGGCCGCCAUGGCAGACACAGGAAGUUAUAGCUGCAAGGCCAUAAACAUCGCAGGAAGUACAGAGAAGGACUUCCUUCUGGAAGUGCUGGUCCCCCCCACCAUCGUAGGGACUGGCUCCCCUCGGGAUGUGUCGGCAGUGCUCAACCAGGAGAUCAGUCUGGAUUGUAAGGUCAAAGGAACUCCCUUUCCCACAAUCCAGUGGUACAAAGACAGGAAACUGGUGUUCCUAGGUGACCCCAACAUAGAGGUCAGCAACAAGGGCCAGACAUUGAAAAUAAAGAGUGCUCGCCUCGGAGACCAGGCACACUAUCAGUGUAGUGUCACCAACGCAGCGGGCAAACAGACCAAAGACUUCAACCUCAGUGUCUACGUCCCUCCCACUAUAAAGGGUGGUAACGUGACCUCAGAGGUCACCACCCUCCUGGAUAAUGUAGUAAUGCUGGAGUGUGAGGCGCGCGGCGUUCCGCUCCCCGCCAUCACCUGGUACCGUAACGGAGAGGCCAUCCUGUCCAGCUACCAGGCACAGUACGUGGACCGAGGUCACUUCCUGCGGAUCCCACGCGCCCAGGCAUCUGACACUGGUCAGUUCAGCUGCAGGGUCACCAGUGUGGCGGGCACUGCAGAGAAGAACUUUGAGCUGGACGUGUACCUUCCUCCUUCCAUCAAGGGGGGGCAGGACACCGCUACAGAGAGAAAGGUGGUACUCACUAAGCCCCUUAACCUGGAGUGUGAGGUAGGGGGGCACCCUCCACCCACCCUGACAUGGUUGAAGGAUGGCGUACCCGUCCGGAAUGGGGAGAGCAUCAACAUUCUGGAGCAAGGCCGGAAAAUCGAGAUCCUCUCUGCUUCUGUGUCCGACGCCGGCCGCUAUGUCUGCGUGGCAACCAGCGUUGCCGGGGAGAAGGAGAUCAACUAUGACGUCAGUGUCCUAGUUCCCCCUGUGGUAGAGGGAGGGGAGGAGGUCACAGACACCACGGUCAUCAUCAACAACCUCCUGGAACUAGAGUGUCGUGCCACGGGAACACCUUCACCCAUCCUCACGUGGUUUAAGGACGGUCAGCCGGUCAGGCAGGGCGAGGGGGUGAGGGUCACGGCUAACGGCCGUCGGCUGGUCAUCUCUCGGCCCCAGGUCUCAGACACGGCACGCUUCCAGUGUGUGGCAACCAACGAGGCCGGAGACCAUAAGAGGGACUUCAAUGUGGCCGUCCAUGUCCCUCCAUCCAUCCGCUCCACCGGUGCCUCUGAGAGGUCUGUGGUCCUCCACAAGCCCAUCAGCCUCCAGUGUGUUCCCAAUGGCACCCCUCUCCCCAGCAUCACCUGGCUCAAAGAUGGCCGCCCUGUGGACACCGCCCAGGAGCACCUGAAGCUGGAGUCGGCCGGUAGGACACUGCAUAUCACGGAGGCCAGACUAGAGGAUGCUGGGAGAUAUACAUGUGUGGCAACGAACGCAGCAGGAGAGACCCAGCAACACAUCCGCCUCAGUGUCCAUGAGCCUCCAAGCGUCCCUUAUUCUGGAGAGACCUUCAAUGAGACCAUCAUAGCAGGCUACCCCAUCCAGCUGGAGUGCAAGGCCACAGGGAGUCCAGUUCCUGCCAUCACCUGGUACAAGGACGGUCGCCCUCUAACCAGCGCAGCCGGGGUGACCAUCCUGAAGCGUGGUCAGCUGCUGGAGAUCGACCGUGCUCAGCUGUCCGACGCCGGCCUGUACCGGUGUAUAGCGGUCAACGUGGCCGGAACCUCAGAGCUCUCUCACAGGUUGCAGGUGUACGUGCCCCCUGCCAUCUCCAGCCGCAGUGCCAUGGUGACGGUGGUGGUGAACGACCCUGCCAGACUGGAGUGUGAGGCCACCGGCGUUCCUCUGCCAAGUCUCACCUGGCUCAAAGAUGGCAGCCCUGUUGCCAGUGUCUCCGAUGGCAUACAGGUGUUGUCCGGUGGUACAGUGCUGUCUCUCAGCAGUGCUCAGGUCAGUGAUACAGGGAAGUACACCUGUGUGGCCGUCAACGCAGGAGGAGAGCAGCAGAGAGAAUAUGACCUGAGGGUGUACGUGCCACCCAACAUCAUGGGUGAGGAGGUGAAUGCCACUGUAAUGCUGGGUCGCUCGGUAGAGCUGCGUUGCCAGAGUGACGCGAUCCCUCCUCCCACUCUGUCCUGGCGCAAAGAUGGCCGCCCGCUCUUCAGGAAGCCAGGACUGACCGUGUCGGAGGAUGGGAGUGUGCUGAAGAUUGACAGUGCUCAGGUGCAGGACUCCGGCAGAUACACCUGUGAGGCCACCAAUAUCGCUGGCAAGACUGAGAAGAACUACAACCUCAAUGUCUGGGUCUCUCCCAGUAUCCGGGGUUCAGAGGAUGUGUCUCCCAUGACAGUGAUUGAGGGAAGUCUGAUCACUCUGGUGUGUGAGUCCAGUGGCAUUCCACCUCCCAGCCUCACCUGGCGCAAGAACGGUUCAGAGUUGAAGUCGGACUCGAGGGUCCGGGCCCUGUCAGGGGGUCGUCAGCUACAGAUCUCCGGUGCUGAGAGGACAGACUCCGCCUCUUACACCUGCAUCGCCUCCAAUGCCGCCGGCAACGCAGUCAAGGAGUACAGCCUGCAGGUGUAUGUCCGCCCUUCCAUCAGACUCAGUGAGGGGACCGCAGGAAAUGACAUCACCAUGACGAGGGGAGGAGACAUCACCCUGCAGUGCGAGGCUGACGGCGUGCCCCGCCCAGCGGUCACAUGGCUGAAGGACGGUAGACCAAUCACAGGCCAGCGUGGGGCUCAGGUGCUAAAUGAGGGGCGGCUACUACAAAUCAAGGACGCCAAGGUUUCGGACACGGGGCGCUACACGUGUGUGGCGGUGAAUGUGGCGGGACAGGCCGACAGCAAGCAUGAUGUCAAUGUACAUGUCCCCCCCAGUAUCAGUGGUCAGACCCAGGUCCCAGAGAAUGUGAGUGUGGUGGUGAACAACCCUGUGGCUCUGACCUGUGAGGCCUCCGGCAUCCCCCUUCCUGCUAUCACCUGGCUGAAGGACGGACGGCCAAUCAGAGCCUCCAGCUCUGUCCGCGUCCUCUCAGGAGGGCGGAACCUUCGUCUGAUGCACGCAGCAGUGGAGGAUGCUGGGAGAUACAGCUGCAUUGUGUCCAACACGGCCGGAGAGGAGAGGAAGAACUUUGACCUGGACAUCCUGGUCCCCCCUAGCAUUGUGGAUGAAGGCACGGUGCAGGAUGCCAAGGUCAAGGAGAAACACAAUGUGACACUGACCUGUGAGGUUGCAGGUAACCCAGUGCCGGAGAUCACCUGGCUGAAGGACGGACAGUCAUUAGGGACAGACAGACGUCACCAGGUGUUGUCUCACGGUCGGUACCUGCAGAUAUCUGGUGCCCAGGUGGACGACACGGGCAGGUACAGCUGCCUGACACACAACAGAGCAGGAGACCGCAGCAGACACUUCAACCUCAAUGUACUGGUGUCUCCCACCAUCGUGGGCUCAGGUCCCGAGGGUUCGGCUGAAGAGGUGACGGUCACCCUGAGCAGCCCCACGUCUCUGGUGUGUGAGGUGCAGUCCUACCCCCCUGCCCUCAUCACAUGGCUCAAGGAUGGGACGCCGUUGGAGUCCAGCCACAACGUCCGAGUGCUGCCAGGUGGGCGGACCCUGCAGAUCCUGAAUGCCAAGGAGGAGGAUGCUGGGAGGUACACUUGUGUGGCCACUAAUGAGGCUGGAGACAGCCUGAAGAACUACGAGGUCAAAGUUUACAUUCCUCCCCAAAUCAAUAAGAAUGAUGUCCCAGGUGAGGGGCUGGCCCCCAAGGAGGUCAAGAUAAAGGUCAACAACACUCUGACCCUGGAGUGUGAGGCUCAGGCCAUCCCUACACCCUCACUGCAAUGGUACAAAGACGGACAGGUGCUAAGGGCAGAUGACCAUGUGACAAUUAAUGCCAACGGUCGUACUGUCAGGAUCAAACAUGCUCAGGUGUCCGACACUGGACGCUACACCUGCGUAGCAACCAACAUCGCCGGGGAGGACGAGAAGGACUUUGAUAUAAAUAUACAAGUCCCUCCUAGUUUCCAGCGUCCCGGGGGGGUGGGAGAUACCACCUCGACACCAGGCACUGGGGGUGAUGUUAAGGAUGUGGUACUAAACAACCCUAUCUCUCUGUACUGUGAGACCAACGCUGUUCCCCCGCCCACACUCACCUGGUACAAAGAUGGACGCCCAAUGGCCUCCAACGAAAACGUGCUCAUCAUGCCUGGUGGGCGAGUGCUGCAGAUCCCCAGGGCUCAGGCUGAGGAUUCUGGGAGAUAUACGUGCUUGGCGGUGAACGAGGCGGGAGAGGACUCCAUCCAGUAUGAUGUCAGAGUGCUGGUGCCCCCCUCAAUCCGCGGGGUGGACCGUGACCUACCUGAGGAGAUGGUGAUCCAGGUGAAUAAGACCACAGUGUUGGAGUGUCAAGCGGACGGAAGUCCCACCCCUAAAAUCACCUGGCUGAAGGACAGUCAGCCAAUAAGCCUUAAAGGACCCCACAGACUGCUGUCCAAUGGACGCUCCCUGCAGGUGGUGAAUGCCCAGGUGACAGACACAGGCCACUAUGUGUGUGUGGCUGAUAACCUGGCGGGAAGCGCAGAGAAAUCCUUCAAUCUCAACGUCCAUGUCCCCCCCACCAUAGUGGGAGCUAGCCCAGAGAACGUGACGGUGGUGGUGAAUAACUUUGUGUCUCUGACUUGUGAGGCUACCGGGUUCCCCCCUCCCUCUCUGAGCUGGGUCAAAGACAGGGGUCCUGUACAGGCCAAUACCAACGCACUCAUCAUGCCAGGUGGACGCACCCUGCAGAUUCUGAGGGCUAAGAUGUCUGACGGGGGGAUGUACAGCUGUGUAGCCAUGAACCCCGCUGGAGAGGCCAGGAAACUCCUCCACCUCACUGUGUUUGUCCCUCCCAGUAUCAGAGACAGCAGUGGGGACUCUCCUGUGGUGGUGAGUGUGCGUGUGGGCAACUCAGUGACUCUGGAGUGUGAGUCCAACGCUGUGCCCCCUCCCACCAUCACCUGGUACAAGAACAGUCGGAUGGUGACAGAGUCUGCCAACCUCCGCAUCCUGGCACAGGGACAGAUGCUGGAGCUGAAGGGGGCAGAGGUGUCUGACACUGGCCAGUACGUCUGCAAGGCCACCAACGUGGCCGGACAGGUGGACAAGAACUUCCACCUCAACAUCUACGUGCCCCCCAAUAUAGACGGUCCAGUGGAGGAGAAGAUAGUGGAGACCAUCAGCAACCCUGUCACCUUUGCCUGUGACGCCACGGGCAUCCCCCAUCCCAGCCUCAUCUGGCUCAAGAACGGUCGGACCAUAGAGAACUCAGAGUCUCUGGAGCUGCACAUCCUGUCUGGAGGCAGUAAGCUGCAGAUCGCCCGCUCCCAGCUCUCAGACUCUGGCACCUACACCUGUAUGGCUUCCAACGUGGAAGGCAAGGCUCGAAAGAGUUACCACCUCACCAUACAAGUCCCUCCCAGCAUCUCAGGAUCGGAGAUGCCCAGUGAGGUGGGGGUGCUGCUGAAUGACAGCGUCCAGCUGGUGUGUCGCUCUCAGGGAACCCCGCCCCCAUCCAUCCAGUGGCUGAAGGAUGGAAAGGCCCUCAAGGCAGGAUCCAGGGGACUCAGGAUCAGUCUAGAUGGCAGCACUCUGACUGUGUCUGGAGCUCACACCUCUGACAGUGGGAAGUACACCUGUGUAGCCACCAACAAGGCUGGAGAAGAGGACCGGAUAUUCAACCUCAAUGUCUAUGUGCCUCCUGUGAUCAAGGGGAACAGUGAUACGGCUGUGGAUUUGACCACCGUUCUAGACAGCUCCAUCAACAUAGAGUGUGUUGCCGUGGGCUACCCUCCACCUCAGCUCAACUGGCUGAAGAACGGACUGCCUCUCCCUUAAUGCAGUGGGAUUAAUGUGUUGUUCCAUUCUGCCUCUGUCAGGAUUGCGAGGGCUCAAGUCUCAGACGGCGGCACCUUUACCUGUGUGGCAUCCAACAGGGCUGGUGUGGACAACAGGCACUACAACCUACAGGUUCACGUUCCUCCCAGCCUGGAUGGGGUGGGGAGUAAGGAGGACGUGACGGUGGUGAGAGGGAACCUGGCCUCCCUACUAUGUAUAGCUGAUGGAACUCCAAGCCCCUCCAUGUCCUGGAUGAGAGAGGGGGAGGCCCUGGUCCCUGGACCCCACGUCAAGCUGCUCAAUGUGGGCACCACGGUACAGAUCAUCCAGGCCAGGGUGGAGGAUACGGGACGCUACACCUGUGUGGCAAGAAACAGCGCUGGCCAAGCCAGCCGACACUUCCACCUCAAAGUACUGGACCCCCCUCGUAUCAACGGUUCGGGCGUGGCAGCGGAGGUGUCUGUGGUAGUGAACCAUGUUCUGGAGCUGCUGUGUGAAGCCACAGGUAUCCCCGCCCCCACCCUCACCUGGAUGAAGGACGGACGGCCGCUCCCCCAGACAGACAGCCUGCGCGUCCUCAGAGGAGGGGAGGUGCUCAGGAUCUCCUCCCCACAGCUGGAGGACACAGGGAGGUACACCUGUCUGGCCAACAGUCCUGCAGGAGACGACGAUAAAGACUUCCUGGUCCGCGUGCAUGUUCCCCCUAACAUCGCUGGGGAGAGCACGCCACAGAAUGUGUCAGUGCUGCAGAACAGACAGGUGACUCUGGAGUGCAAGUCAGACGCUGUCCCUCCCCCAGCACUCACAUGGCUCAAAGACGGCAAACCACUCCAGGCCUCCCCUCGUGUGCGUAUACUGUCCAAUGCGCGUUACCUCCAGAUCAAUAUGGCUGAGCUGGGGGAUGGAGCUCAGUACACAUGUGUAGCCAGCAACAUUGCUGGCAAGACCACACGACAGUUCAACCUGGCUGUUAAUGUUGCUCCCACCAUAGCAGAGGGCCCUCUGACUGUAGCCGUCCACAUAGACCAGCCUGUGGUGUUGGAAUGUAUCGUGAGUGGAGUGCCCGCCCCCCGUGUCACCUGGAGGAAACAUGGAGCCAUACUGGCAGGAACCAACCCCAGGUACAUGUUUGCUGAGGAUGGCUCACUCCACGUCCCCUCAGCCCAGGUGACUGAUACAGGAAGGUAUCUGUGUAUGGCCACCAACCAGGCUGGGACACAACGCAAGAGAGUCGACCUGCAAGUCCACGUUCCCCCCUCUAUCUCCCGCGGUCCCACCAACAUAACCGUGACAGUGAACGUUCAGACUACCCUCUCCUGCGAGGCUACGGGCAUCCCCAAGCCCACGGUCAGCUGGACCAAGAACGGUCAAACACUCAACACAGACCACAACCAGAAUAUGUACAGGUUAUUGUCGUCAGGUUCUCUGGUGGUCAUAGCCCCCACAGUGGAGGACACAGCUGAGUAUGAGUGUGUGGUGUCUAACGAGGCAGGAGAGGAGGCCAGAGCCAUACAGCUCACUGUCCAGGUUCCUCCCUCCAUAGCGGAUGAAGCCACAGAGCUGGUGGUGAGCAGACUGUCCCCACUGGUGAUUGGCUGCACUGCGUCAGGAGUCCCAGAGCCCAUGCUGCACUGGAGUAAAGAUGGGAUGAAACUCCCCAAGGAGGGGAACAGUUACAGCAUCCUGUCCUCAGGUGCAAUAGAGAUCACGUCAUCUGAGCUGACUCACUCUGGUCGUUAUUCCUGUGUGGCCAAGAACGCAGCAGGCUCCGCCCAUCGCCAUGUCCAGCUCACUGUACAGGGUAAGGACAUGAUGUCACCAAGUCCGCCAAGACUUUUUAGAGAUGUAUUUGGCAUCAACAACCCCAUCACCCUCCCCUGUCAGAGUCUGUCUGGCUCUGUCUGUCCUCUUCCCACCAUCACCUGGCAGAAAGAGGGCAUCAACAUCCCCAGCACCGAAGGUGUCUUCACCGUGCUGCCUAACGGUGGGCUGCAGAUCUCCAGAGCUGCUGUGGUAGACUCAGGAACAUAUAUGUGUGUGGCCCAGAACCCUGCUGGCACCGCUCUGGGCAAGACCAAACUCAAAGUACAAGUCCCUCCAGUGAUCAGCUCCCAGACCCAGAGUUACCUGGUUACCCUGGACUCCUCUGUCACCAUGCUGUGCCAAGCUGAAGGCUCUCCUUCACCCUCCAUGGCCUGGCAUAAAGACGGGCAGCCUCUCAGCGAGUCUGUGCGCCAGCGGGUCCUGAGCUCAGGGUCUCUGCAGAUAGCAUUCGCCCAGCCCGGGGACACGGGUCGAUACACCUGCACCGCAGCUAACGCAGCUGGCACCAGCAGUCUGGAGAUGAGCCUAACUGUACAGAUCCCUCCCUCUAUCCGUAGAGGGGAGUCGGAGGUGUCUGUGGUGGAGAACAGCCAGGCCCAGAUAGCGUGCGUGGCAGAGGGCGUCCCCCAGCCCACCCUGUCCUGGGAGAAGGAGGGGACCCCCUUGAGCGACACCUCUGGAGAGUACACCAUCCUGCCUUCUGGGGAGCUGGUCAUCGACAUCGCUCAGCCUGAUGAUGAGGGCAGCUACACCUGUGUGGCCACUAACAUGGUAGGUCAGGACAGCCAGACGGUCCGUUUGUCCGUCCACACCCAGCCUGCCUUCACUGAGCUGCUGGCAGACAUGGCCCUCAACAAGGGAGAGCGCCUAGUAAUGGCCUGUGGGGUCACCGGCAUCCCCCCUCCUAAAAUCACCUGGGCCUUCAACAACAUCAUCAUCCCAGCUCACUAUGACCAUGUGAAUGGACACAGUGAGCUGGUCAUCGAGCGGGUUACCAAAGACAACUCGGGAACCUACUCCUGUAUUGCUGAGAACCGUGUGGGAACCAUCAAGUCCCUGGGCUUCGUCUACGUCAAAGAGCCCCCCAUCAUCGACGGGGACUUCCACUCCAACCGAAUCGAGCCUCUGGGGGGUAACGCCAUCCUAAACUGUGAGGUACGAGGAGACCCCCUGCCCACCAUCCAGUGGAGCAAGAAGGGUGUCAACAUCCAGAUCAGCAACCGUAUCCACCAGCUGGACAACGGUUCUCUGGCCAUCUACGGCACCGUGAAUGAAGAUGCAGGGAACUAUAUGUGUGUGGCCACCAACGAUGCUGGGGUGGUGGAGAAGAGUGUCACUCUCACCCUGCAGAGCUCUCCCUCCAUCACAGUAGAGCCGGUAGAGACGGUGGUAGACGCUGGCACCACGGUGCUACUGAACUGCCGGGCAGAAGGGGAGCCCACUCCUGUCAUCGAGUGGUCCCGCCAGGGGAGCCCUCUCCUGGGCAACGAGCGCUUCACCACCCUGUCCAACGGCUCUCUGAGGCUGACCAGCGCCCAGAAGGAAGACACGGCCGAGUACCAGUGUGUGGCCAGGAACCUCCUGGGUUCUGUGCUGGUCAGAGUCACUCUCACUGUCAGAGUGCACGGAGGGUUCUCAGAAUGGAUGGAGUGGGGCCCCUGCAGUGUGUCCUGUGGUGUCGGGACUCAGCGGAGGCUGAGGCAGUGUAACAACCCCCUGCCUGCCAACGGGGGUCGCCACUGUGCCAAUUCGGACACAGAGACACGCAGCUGCCAGGGCAAGCCCUGCCCAGUGGAUGGUAACUGGUCAGAGUGGUCGUCGUGGGAAGAGUGUUCUCGUACCUGUGGCCAGGGCAACAGGACCAGGGUGCGCACCUGCACCAACCCCUCCGUGCAGCAUGGGGGCAGACCCUGUGAGGGCAAGGCAGUGGAGGCCAUCAUGUGUAGCAUCAGGCCCUGCCCUGUGGCAGGUAACUGGGGGGCGUGGUUGCCAUGGAGCUCGUGCAGUGAGACGUGCGGUAAAGGGAUGCAGACCAGAGUGCGUCUGUGUAACAACCCCCCUUCCUCAUUCCACGGGCCACCGUGUGAGGGCCCCGACACACAGACACAACUCUGCAAGGAGAGACACUGUCCUGUGGAUGGGAAGUGGUCAUCGUGGGUGAGCUGGGGGGCCUGCAGUGUCUCCUGUGGGGGUGGAACCAGACAACGGACACGCCUCUGUGCCAGCCCCGCCCCCCAGCACAGGGGCAGGCAGUGUGAGGGUAACGACGUGCACAUCGACUUCUGCAACAGUGACCCGUGCCCUGUUCAUGGUAACUGGGGUCUGUGGAGUAGUUGGGGCAGCUGCAGCAGGACGUGUAAUGGAGGACAGAUGAAGCGUUACAGAACAUGUGACAACCCCAGACCCGCCAAUGGGGGCAGAGCAUGUGCCGGGGCAGACUCACAGAUACAGAGGUGCAGCACAGCCAACUGCCCUGUGGAUGGUAACUGGGGAGCGUGGCAGCCCUGGGGAGAAUGCUCCGCCUCCUGUGCGGGCGGAGAGAGAACUCGAGUCAAACUCUGUAAUAACCCGUCACCUAGCAACGAGGGCCGCCUCUGCCCGGGAGACUCCACCCAGGUGUCCAGGUGUAACGGCCAAGCGUGUCCAGGCGGGCCUCAGAAGGCGAGAGGCAGCAUCAUAGGAAACAUUAACAACGUGGAGUUUGGAAUUGCCGUCCUCAACGCCACCAUCUCUGACAACCAAUCUGGAGGCAGGGUUAUACACGCCACCAUCUCCAAUGUGCCUCGGAGCCUGGGCCCAGCUAUGAGGAAGCUGAUCUCCAUCCUGAACUCCAUCUAUUGGACGACGGCUCAGGAGUUAGGGGAGGCAAUGAACGGCUACUCUCUGACCAGAGGUGUGUUCAGACGGGAGACACAGGUGGAGUUUGCCACAGGUGAGAUCCUGAGGAUGACCCAUGUGGCUCGGGGGCUGGACUCAGACGGAGCACUGCUAUUGGAUAUUGUGCUGAACGGACACAUUCUGCAGCUGCCGUCUAAUGCUGACAUCAGCAUCAAGGACUACACAGAGGACUACAUUCAGACUGGUCCAGGCCAGCUGUAUGCUCUGUCCACCCGGAUGUUCAGUAUUGACCGGGUCAGUGUGCCCUACUCCUGGAACCACACAAUCACCUACGACCCUGCCAAGGGAAAGAUGCCCUACCUGGUGGAGACGCUCCAUGCCUCGGCCAUCAGCGCCCACUACCGCCCCCUAGAGGAAGUCCUGGAAUACAAGCUCCACGCCACCAUCACCAAGGGUGACCGUAGUAACCAGUGUCCCGUUGGCUUCAGGCUGGACUCUGCAGGACCCUACUGUGCAGAUGAGGAUGAGUGUAAGGAGAGGAGCCCUUGUUCUCAUGUCUGUCACAAUGCCAUGGGAACCUACUAUUGCUCCUGUCCCCGAGGACUCACCAUCUCAGCUGACGGCAGGACCUGUCAGGACAUUGAUGAGUGUUCUCUGGGUGGGCACAUGUGCCAUGACGGGCAGGACUGUGAGAACACCAUUGGCUCCUACCGCUGUGUGAUGCGCUGUGGGCGGGGCUUCAGAAGGACAGCUGAUGGACACAGUUGCCAAGAUGUCAAUGAGUGCCAGGAGUCUAACCCGUGUAACCAGCACUGUCUGAACACCAUCGGUAGCUACCGCUGUGCCUGUGAGCCCGGGUACCAACUCAGGAACCGCCGCUGUAUAGACAUAAACGAGUGCAGACAGAGGGUGUGUCGUUCAGACCAGCAGUGUAAGAACAUGCGGGGAAGCUACACCUGUAUUGACCUUUGCCCUGCUGGCAUGACCAAAGGUGCCAACGGGACGUGUGUGGAUAUAGAUGAAUGCAGAGACGGGACACAUCAGUGCAGAUACAACCAGAUCUGUGAGAACAGCAGAGGGAGCUACCAUUGUACCUGCCCCAGGGGCUAUCGCUCUCAGGGUGUAGGACGCCCCUGUGUGGACAGUAAUGAGUGUGAGCAUGCGCCCCAGCCCUGCGCGCACCAGUGCCUCAACACCCCCGGCAGCUUCAAGUGUGUGUGCCCGCCAGGGCGCCACCUGCUUGGGGAUGGAAAGUCCUGCGCGGGGCUGGAGAAGCUGCCUCCCAGCUACCAGAGCUUCUCAUACGGCUACAGCUCCUCCCAGGACUCCCCUGAGCGGAGCGCCUUCCAGCGCCAGUACCACAGCCUGGCCUCUCAGAGCUACCCCUCCUACGCUGCCACAGGGGGGCGCUAUAGGCAGCGUAGACGCAGGGAGGCCCUGGCCUGUCCGCAGGGGUACGAGGCCAGGGGUGGCCGUUGCCUAGACAUCAACGAGUGUGAGGUGAGGGACACGUGCCAGCAUGAGUGUAUGAACACUCCAGGGAGCCAUAGGUGUCAGUGUCCAGCCGGCUACCGCCUCAUGACCAACGGCAAGACCUGCCAAGAUAUAGAUGAGUGUCUGGAGCAGAAUGUCCAGUGUGGGACCAACAGGAUGUGCUUUAACAUGAGAGGAAGUUACCAGUGUAUCGAUACACCCUGCCCACCUAACUACCAGAGAGACCCAGCAACAGGGUUCUGUCUGAAGAAAUGCCCUCCCAACGACCUGGAGUGUGCACUAAGCCCUUACGCACUGGAGUACAAGCUGCUGUCCCUCCCCUUUGGCAUUGCGGCCAAUCAGGACCUGAUCCGGCUGGUGGCGUACACGCAGGACGGCGUGGUGCACCCCCGUACCUCCUUCCUGGUGGUGGACGAGGACGUGGCGUUACCCUUCGCCCUGCGAGACGAGAACCUGAAAGGGGUACUGUUCACAACCAGGGCCCUCCGAGAGCCCCACACCUUCAGGAUGAAGGUUCGCUCCCUGUCCUACAGCGCUGACGGAGGCAUCGAGUACCAGACCACCUUCAUCGUCUACAUCGCCGUCUCCGCCUAUCCCUACUGAGAGCACUUUAAAGGGAGGGGGUGGGGGGGGGCACUGAAAAGGUUGCGACCUCUGUAUGCAGCACCACUGCGAACGAGCAUGUGUGUGGAUGUAUGUAUGUGUGUGUGUGUGUGGUUGGUUGGUAAAGCUGCCACAUAAGUAAAUGGGAACUAGUAGAAAAAGACUGUUCGUAUAUGAGAACUACUAAGGUGGGACAGGAGAACAGCACUGCAAUCCCAGGAGGCAGAUUAGGAGAUGACUCAACACUCGUCCCUGGUGCACACCAAAGAGUUUACAGAAUAGCGAGUUCCCCUCGGAUGGAAGUAAACUUCUAUUUAUUGGCCAGAUAUCUUAAAUAGAAUCCUGUUCUCUCCAAUGUUAAGGGGCUUUGUGGAACUAAAAUGAAUUGUUUGACUCUCUUGUACUUUACACUGCCCUCUCCCAUCCACAAGGUGUUGUGAUCUUUACAGAUGACCCAGACUGCUUCUCCAGGUCCCAUGAUGAGUCCACCGUUGGUCCAGAAUGUAGUCUUCCUCCCCUCCUCCUCUCCUCAGGCUUAAAGUGGUAGAGACAAGAAACAUUAGCUAGCCUUUAUUUACAUCUACCUAUUAACUUAUUGGGAAGUGCUUGAAUACCAAAAAAAAAGGGUCAGUUCCCUCCUUUGCGUAACUCUUUGGCUGGUUGGUCGCAAAAUGUUGUGACAUCAGACCGGAGAACAGAGCAAGUCAUUUGAUUGGUCUGAAAUGGUGCCUGUAGAGACUUGUUGGCAAGAGGAGUUUGGCUGUGUAUCAGUCAGACUUAGAUCGACAUUGCACCAUUGUAUCACAUCUCUAUGGUCAAACUCUUGCCCACCUCAGGUAAUCACCCCUCUUCCUCAUCCCCAGAGUCCAUUACCUGUGUCCCCGAUAGGAACAGUAGUGGUCAUUACUUCAUUACAGUCAAUACAAUCACAACAUUAAAGGUUCAUAGGAUUCUUUUAACCACUUCCUCCUUAGUCAGUUACCAAGAUGUAUUCUAUUUUUAUGAUUUGUAUAGAAGUGUUGGAUUUCUCUUGUAAUGUAUUUUCUAUACUGUAUUUUACUGUAUUACAUUUUUAUAAAAAAUAAAAGAUAUACAAUCAUGA